CCACCCGUUAUAGUAGGCUGUGGCACAAUCGCUGGGAGCCAGGAUAAGCAGCACCCCCCAGCCGCAGAAGUCCCAGGAGGGCUACCAGCCUCCAAGACCCAGAGACUGCCCCACAAGGGCAGCCUUCACCUGGCAAGGCCCCAGCAGUCCCACCUCUGCUUGCAGACAUCCCGUGUGACCUUGCAUUCUGUGGAGCAGGGGCCACCAAAGGGCUGCUCCACGGCGGGAUGACGCACAGGUGGGCGCCCUGGGUUGGCGUCCCAGCGCUGCGUAACGAAGCACAAUGCUCCCACCAGGCAGUCCAAGGUGCCCUUUCCCAAGCAGAACUGUAGGGCCCAUUCGGCCUCGCGGAAGUCUCUGCCCAGCACGUGGAGCGCCCUGCGGGGAAGGGGAGAACUGAAGGGCUGCCACACCAGGCCUCGGCUUCCCAGAGACGGCCAGCUGUGCGACCCAAGGGGUGAUUCAGGGGCUGCGCUUCCCCGGCGUGGGCUCGCCUCCCCCACCUCCUCCUCCGCUUCACUGUUGCAGGCCCGGCAGUUGCCGGCUCACCCACGCACCGAGGCCUGGGCGAAUCCGAGGCGAGACACGCACGGGGUCCUACGUGCAACCCGGCGCCUGAGGAGGCCUGCCAGGUGCAGACGCUUCUGCUCCCGCCGGCGCACUUCCCUCUAGAGAUGCCGAGAAAACGGGAGUUAGUAGCGCCCCCACUCAACGCCGCCUCGGAGACUCGAGCUCCUUCACUCUCAGCCUCGAACAAUACAAAGUGUACUAGGACAAGACAAAAUGGCGCCUAGCAGGAGGAGCGGAGAAAGGCAGGGGUGUAAAUCUGGCUUCCAAACUGGAAGCGACAACAAAGACGUGGGAGGUUUAACUGCGCAGGCGUGCAGCUUCCGCAAGCUUUAGAAUUCCACCGGGGGGCGCGUCCAAAACGUGGUCCCUGACUGAGACUUAUUUUACGCCACUAGAGCGGUGAUGGGUAGCGUCAGAAAAAGUAGGGAGCAACCGGCUGGCCAGCUUCGCCGCGGGAAAAGAACGAGGCGGAGUGUCCGCGGCGCGCACGCGCAACGAAAGUCAAUGGCGGUCUGGAGAGACUGGCGGAAGCCAGCUUUGCAAUAUGGCGGCUGAGGCAGACGGAGCGCUUAAACGGCUGCUCGUGCCGAUUCUUUUACCUGAGAAAUGCUACGACCAACUUUUCGUUCAGUGGGACUUGCUUCACGGUGAGUUUUAUUCAGCAUCCGAUCCAAGUCCUGCUCGAGUGACCCGUGGACCCUUCUUAUUCCAAGGCUUGACCGGACUCUGCAGCUCUUGGGGUGAAGCCUUAUUCCUGAUGCUCCAGACGAUCACCAUCUGCUUCCUGGUCAUGCACUACAGAGGACAGACUGUGAAAGGUGUCGCUUUCCUGGCUUGCUACGGCCUAGUCUUGCUGGUGCUUCUCUCACCUCUGACGCCCUUGACUGUAGUCACCCUGCUCCAGGCCUCCAAUGUGCCUGCCGUGGUGGUGGGAAGGCUUCUCCAGGCAGCCACCAACUACCACAAUGGGCACACAGGCCAGCUCUCAGCCAUCACAGUCUUCCUAUUGUUUGGGGGCUCCCUGGCCCGAAUCUUCACUUCCAUUCAGGAAACUGGAGACCCCCUGAUGGCUGGAACUUUUGUGGUCUCCUCCCUCUGCAAUGGCCUCAUCGCUGCCCAGCUUCUCUUCUACUGGAAUGCAAAGCCUCCCCACAAGCAGAAAAAGGCGCAGUAGAGCCAGCUGCUAGUCAUUCCGUUUCCACUCAUUUACCCAACCUCAGGGUUCUCCCCAUCUGAGCCAGCCUGCUGGUGUGACUUACUCAUCCGCCAUUCCUCUGCAGUAGCAGACUUCCUGAGCCAGGGUUUGCUUUUAUCGGAAACAAAUGGUUGAUGGAUCUAGAUCCUUAGAAAAGGAGAGAAUGGGGGUAGCAUCUUCCAAGCCAAAAUUUUGACAUUUGAGUGCUUUUCUAAGCCCUGUACAUGUACUAUUAAUCAUUCAGCCAAGCCUCUUCCUCUAGCAGCAAUUUCUGGCUGUUUAACCCUCUCCCUGGGCCAAAUGUUUUACCCUGGCCUCUAACCUUCCUACUUCCCUUCUGGCCCUACAAGAGAGUCUGAACAGCAGAGUGGAGGGAACUAGGGGGCUGUGGCUGCUUCCCUGCCUCCGUCAGCCCGGCUGGGACUGCCUCCGAGACCCCAGUGCUGGGGGUGGGGGAAGGUGGACAGAGAAUGACUCAGGCAGGGCCCCAGGGUGGGGUGAGGAGGUUCCUGCUCUGGCAGGUCUAGGCGGAAGGGAGUGGAGAUGGGGCUGGUUCCUGCUGCAGUGAGAGGAACAGAUGGGACAAUAAAGACUGGAGACGCAGUUGAAUAAUACAAAACUGUGUUUAAUACUACCAAAAA
This is a messenger RNA of Cebus imitator (Panamanian white-faced capuchin), 2406 nucleotides long. It is a transcript of the gene MPDU1, whose product is annotated as mannose-P-dolichol utilization defect 1. The transcript has 5 exons. NCBI's taxonomy places the organism in Eukaryota, Metazoa, Chordata, Mammalia, Primates, Cebidae. Bases 1115 to 1744 code for a protein of 209 amino acids. Gene Ontology annotation, biological process: oligosaccharide biosynthetic process. The record is from RefSeq and is a predicted model, not a curated record.